AUGUCGCAUCAUCUGAUACCUGAAAACAAUCGUAUCCUUGCCAAGCUAGUGGAUCUGGCUUCGCCGGAUGAGAGUGAUGAGAAUGUAGGGGGCUCCAAUUCCAUGCCAAAUACAUUGAUAUCGUACAUGCACGAAGCACCACGAUUUGGUCAUUCAAACCGCUUGGGUAUUAUCGCUUCUACAAAUCCAGAAGAUCCCAUGGAAUAUGCAAGUGGUCUCAAGCAGUUUACACUCUUCACGCUGAUUCCGUUUGUCUUGUGGGCUUUGCUUCUGCUGGCAUUCAAAUAUCUUUAUGGAGCGCAUAAAGUUGGUUGUGCGGCAGGUGGGCAAGUUGUAGACAUUCGAAAGCUAGCCAAACGGGGCGUUUCCAGGAAGACUCGACGGCAGCAUAUUGUUCGAAAUUGGAGAGUUCAAGCAAUGUUUUUGGUGGUUGGAUUGGCGAUUCCAACCCUAACCUUGAUACUCGUAAAAGUGGGAUGGGGGCACAUGGAUACCGCAAUGAAAGAUGUCAAGGAAACUUUAGAUGAUGUAGAAUCGUGGUCGUUCAACGGUCAAAAUAUUAUUGAAAGACUGAAACAAACUGAAAGAAAUAUUCGACAACACGAAUUUGUGCAACAAGCAUUGGAUCUAUCUACACCCAAAGAAAGUACUGUCUUUGAUGAGUGGUGUCCAAAUCAGAGAAACUCGUCGCUCGCGCUUCUAAAGGAAUCAUUUGUUCAAGUUCAAAGCUUUGCGAUUCAUUUGGAAGACGAGUAUGCUCGAUACGUUCCCAAUGAUAUUGCUGGAUUCCAAACCAUUACGGAAAUUGCAAGUGAUAUCGAAGGUUCCCUCAACAGGGUCAUGGACAAUGAUUGGAUGUUCAAGUUCUUCCUGAUGGUGCUCAAUGUGAUCAACCUGUUGAUGGUUUUGAUAUGUCAAGUGUGUUCACGCAACAAUAUCAUACAUCCUCCAACACGAGCAUACACAACCUGGCUGAUACUUCCAGUAUUCUUUGUAUUGACAACGAUUCUCAUGGCGAUUACAGCUGUCAGUGGAAUUGCUGCUCUUUUUAAUGCCGACUUUUGCAGUGGCGGUGAGGAAGGAUCGCCGCAAGGAACCUUUUACGAUGCUAUUCUGAGUUAUGAACAUGGAUCUCUGGAUGCUUCAAUUGGCCCCGAUGACUCAAUGGAACUUGUGUAUGACAGUUUCAAAUAUUAUUCUGGGGGUUGUUUGACUGAGCAUCCUCUUGACUUUUUGGAAGAGUUCGGAGCUCGAAUUGGCGACGGUGUCUCCCAGCUGACCCAUCUCAGCAAUGCACUCAUCGAUGCCCAGAAUGAAACUUUCUUGAUUGAUAGUCUCAGUGCCGAGUGUGGAGCUGACGUCUCUUUCCUUCCAGCGACCAUUGGAUCGUUGGAUGGAUUAUUCCACGACUUGCAAGAUCAAAUGGAUGCCUAUGUGGAUCUGAUUAGUUGCAGUCGUGUCAGCCCAAUCAUUCGGCGAGUCACCAACGGAGCCAUUUGUAACGAGUCCGUCAAGGGAGCGACAUCGAUAUGGGCUUGUUCCUUUUCCCUUUUGCUAUGCUGUUUCACGAUGUUGUCAUUGCGAGCAGCUCUAUUCAAUUCCAUCAAGAGGGGAAGGAAACGAGACAAGAAACCGAAGCGAGUAGUAGAAAAGGAGUUCGAAGAGUACAAGGAAUUCAUGAAGGAAUACUAUGGUGACGAAGUUGGCAAGUGGAAGGCACAAGGAGUCAAGCUCAAAUCGCAAAUUAAUCAUGUGGAGUUCGAUCUUGGGUCACAAUUCAUUGAAUCGAAACCGACCUUUGACACCGAGGGAUCCUCGCCCGAUUCUGCUCGUGGAGGCGUCUUUACUUUCGAAUAUGUGGAUAAUGGCGAAACAGGAACCGAGAUUGCACCCGUCAUGGAAGAUCCAACUGCAAAUGGCGAAGAGGCUGGCGAAGAUGAAGCUUCGUCGUAUGAAUCUUGCUCCGAUGAAGAAUCAGAAGCGAAUGCUGAUUUGGAGGAUGACAAGAGCGCUCUUGUGUCCUUUUUUGUCGAGACGAAGGUUAUGGCCCGGCAUGGAAUUCAAAAUGUGCGGGACUUUGGAUCGACCGUGAGUGACAAUGUAUCGGCCAUUGGUUUGUCUCCAAUGAAUCGAUCUGGCAGUGCGGACGAUGCAAGCGUUCUCUCGUCUCUUUCGUCCAGGGCAUCUUCGUUCGCAUCAUCGGUCGUACACCGGACUUUCGAAAAGGUUAAGAAAUUGAAACCAUUGUUGGGAGGUGAUGAAGAGGAUCAUGGACCAGAUGACUCAAUCGACGAAGAAAGUCUCUUCAUAUCUCCCACUAACGACACAAAUGUUAGAGAAUCACAAGUCGUUCCUCUCCAAUCAUCCAAGCUCAUCCAUUCCAUCAAUGAUAGUUUUGAACGAGAGUUGGAAGAGGUGUUUGAGAAGCAAGGCCGCCAUGAAGCGCCCGGUCGGUCUUCACACGAGCGGAAGGGACGAGAGUCUGCUGCUUCCACCACCAGAUCAUUGAGUACUCACCAAGGUUUUGAUCGAGUCUGGAAGAUGAUCUCUCCGGUGUCUGAUUUGGUAUACGAUACUUCCCCACGAGAAUUGAAACGAGUCAAGACACCAACUGCUCCCAAGAAAGCCAUUCAGUUUUUGUCUCGUACCAGAAAUGAAUACGACGAGGAUGAAAUCCAACCUUUGACACCGAAUCGAGCUCAAGGAUCCGUCUUGUCCAUGAAUAGCAACGUCCAGCCAACGAGACUAAGAUUGUCUCCAUAUCAUUACACAUCCAACGACUCGAAUACUCGACAGCGGAAACGGGCAAGACACCAAUCUCGGACCAGAUUGAGUUUGGAUGACGACGAUGAAUCCGAUCACCACCAACGACAACAGAGGCAGGAAGAGACGCCAAUAUCUCCACCCAAGAACGACCGAUUCACCUCUAGACGACGAUACUAG
Messenger RNA from Cylindrotheca closterium, 2943 nucleotides. NCBI's taxonomy places the organism in Eukaryota, Bacillariophyta, Bacillariophyceae, Bacillariales, Bacillariaceae. The record is from the annotation of a GenBank genome assembly.